Nilaparvata lugens (brown planthopper) is the source of this 2096-nucleotide messenger RNA. RefSeq names its product zinc finger protein OZF. Gene Ontology annotation, biological process: regulation of DNA-templated transcription. Lineage: Eukaryota; Metazoa; Arthropoda; Insecta; Hemiptera; Delphacidae. Bases 181 to 1695 code for a protein of 504 amino acids. The transcript has 5 exons. Gene Ontology annotation, molecular function: DNA-binding transcription factor activity, RNA polymerase II-specific; RNA polymerase II cis-regulatory region sequence-specific DNA binding. The record is from RefSeq and is a predicted model, not a curated record.
AGAGUUCAGGAUUGAGGUUAUGGUUUUGUUUUGAUCUUGUAGCAUGAUUCUUUUUUUAUUUGAAAAUUUGUUACAACAGGUCUGCAGUGACAUUUCGAGAGUAUUGAUGACUUUGAUCACUGGUACAUCUUAUAUUUUUUACAGACAUUACAAAAUAGAUAAAUCCAGGAUCCAAUACAUAUGGAACCUGAACAGGUCUUCAUUAAAGCUGAACCCUUGGAUUCAGAUGAAGAACUUGCAGAUUGUGACUUGAAGAUUGAUGUCAAGGUGGAACCUUAUGAAUAUGGUUCCGAUUCAGACGAAGAACACUAUGAGGAAGUUCCUUCUGAAACUUUUUUCAAGCGAAUACCUGUUGAUGCUGAACCUGGUUGUAGUUCAUGGGAAUCGAGUAUUGAAAAUGACGAUGAUGAAACUAUCGAUUUGGAUAGCAGCGAAACUCACUUGAAUAGCAAUGAUGGCAGCGCAAAUGAAAAUGAUGAGGCAAAUGAGCUGCUGCUGAACAGUGAACAAGAGUUGAUAGUGUUGGAGCCAGAUGCUCUGAAGGCGGGGUCGGCAUCUGAUGACAAACAGAAACGGCCAUUAUUGUGCUCAGUGUGUGGCUACGUUUGUUACCAGACUUGUCAUCUCAAGACGCACAUGUUGAGUCACACUGGAGGAAAACCGUUCGCCUGCACAGAGUGCGACAAUUCGUUCAAUCGCGCAUCCACUCUUAAGAAUCACAUGCGUCUGCACUCAGGCGAGAGACCUCACAAGUGCAGGUAUUGCGAGUACAGCGCGAUUCGGCCGAUGCCUCUCCGCAGGCACAUGCUCAAGGCGCAUCCCAGCCAGAAACCAUUCCAGUGCCAAGUCUGCGAUUUUGGAUGCUCCUUCUUUUUCCAACUCAAGGCACACGUGAAGAUGCACACUGUUGAGAAGCGGUUCCAGUGUGACGAAUGCACUUUCACCACCAAAAAUUCUCAUCAACUGAAACUCCAUAUCAUGUGCCACACUGGCGAAAAACCAUUUCCUUGUAGUAUCUGCGAUUUUAAAUUUUCAAAAGCGAGUCAUCUGAGAAUGCAUAUGAGGCGGCACAACAACGAAAGAACGCAUCAUUGCAUCGAGUGUGACUUCUCUACUUUCGACAAUGCAACCCUCAAAGAUCAUAUUGCUGGCCAUAUUGGCAAGAGACUCUACAAUUGCUCUUUUUGUGAUUAUGGAUGUAAGAAUCGUACAAGCUUUGACAAUCAUAUGUCAAAGCACACUGGGGACCUUUACGAAUGUAAAGAAUGCGGUAAAACGUUUACCAAUUCGGUGUACCUUAAAUUCCAUACAAUGUAUCACACAAACGAUAAACGGUAUCAGUGUAAGUUGUGUGACUAUAGGGCGUACAAAAGUGUUCAUCUGACGGUUCACAUGCGAAGACACACUGGCGAAAAACCGUACAAAUGUGACGUGUGUAGUAGUAGUUUUAGCCAGUCUUCACACCUAACAUUGCAUAUGAGAACACACACUGGCGAAAAACCAUUCAGUUGCACAGUAUGUGAUUACACCUGCACUCAAUCAUCCCAUCUCAAAGUCCAUUUCAUGGCUUGUCAUCAAGGUUUGAAAAUUCCAAGAAAGCCUCCCAAGAAGAAGUCGAAAAAAGUUGAUCCAUUAAUUGAUUCGAAAUCGACUGCAGUUUUGAUUAUUGAUUUGAAUAAUCCUACAACCAACUGAGAUUCGCGAUCGCACAACACUGCACUGCCCAGCUGUUCCAUAUUGGAACUUUGGAAAUUUCUUAUUGCCAUUUCAAAACUUAGUUGACAAUAAUCAUUAUCUGUUGAAAUGAGAAUGGAAGUCCAAUUCAAGUAGUACAUGCAUUAUAUAUGAUUGAAUUCAAUAUUCUCAUUAACUACAUUGACAAACAAUUCUUCCAUUGGUGAAUUCAAUAUUCUCAUUAACUGCAUUGACAAACAAUUCUUCCUUUGGUGAAUUCAAUAUUCUCAUUAACUAUAUUGACAAACAAUUCUUCCACUGGAGUAUACUUUUUGUGUUUUCUCUUAUUUUCAAUUUCCAUAUUGUUUUAUGGAAAUAUUACGCCAGAGUGGAAUGUUGAGUUCCAAGUUGAUGAAAAUCUG